Messenger RNA from Morus notabilis, 1142 nucleotides. RefSeq names its product ABC transporter I family member 17. The transcript has 4 exons. Gene Ontology annotation, molecular function: phosphate transmembrane transporter activity; ATP binding; ATP hydrolysis activity. NCBI's taxonomy places the organism in Eukaryota, Viridiplantae, Streptophyta, Magnoliopsida, Rosales, Moraceae. The record is from RefSeq and is a predicted model, not a curated record. Gene Ontology annotation, cellular component: membrane. Bases 190 to 984 code for a protein of 264 amino acids. Gene Ontology annotation, biological process: phosphate ion transmembrane transport.
AAGCAACUCUCUCUCUCUCUCUCUCUCUCUAAUGGGGACGGUCGCACUCAAGAACGAAUCAGUCCAUCGUCAUCAGACUCCAUCUGGUGGAGUUGAUUCUGAGGAAAGCUUCAUUCUUCCCUUUCACAUUUCCACUGCUACAUAACACGCACUCUCUCUCUCUCUCUCGCUCUCUAACACAACCUCGCCAUGUCCAUGGAUUCAGACCAGGACGUACGAGAGCAUCUACUGGUGGUAGACGGCGACGGCGGGGAGAACGAGGGAUCGGAGGUGAAAUUCCGGAUCCGAGAGCUGAGGAAGUGGUCGGAGAGCGGAGAUCCGAUACUGAACGGCGUGAGCGUCGACGUUCCGAAGGGCGUGAUCGUCGGAAUCAUCGGGCCGAGCGGCAGCGGCAAGUCGACGCUGCUGAGAGCGCUCAACCGCCUCUGGGAGCCGCCGCCGGGAUCGGUCCUCUUGGACGGCCGUGACAUUUGCGAGAUCGAUGUUCUCGAUCUUCGCCGCAAGGUCGGCAUGCUUUUUCAGCUUCCUGUUCUCUUUGAAGGCACAGUUGCAGAUAACAUAAGGUAUGGACCACAGCUAAGAGGGAAGAAGCUAAGUGAUCAAGAAGUACACAAAUUGCUUACUCUUGCAGAUCUAGAUUCCUCCUUCUACACAAAGGCCGGUUCGGAACUCUCUGUGGGUCAAGCACAACGAGUUGCGCUUGCUAGAACCUUGGCCAAUGAACCCGAGGUUUUGCUGCUGGAUGAACCGACAAGCGCCUUGGAUCCGAUAUCGACUGAGAACAUAGAAGAUGUCAUAGUGAAGCUGAAGAAGAAACAGGGGAUGACGAUUCUAAUGGUUUCGCACAGCAUCAAACAAAUUCAGAGGGUUGCUGAUGUAGUUUGCCUUCUCGUGAAUGGGGAGAUUGUUGAGGUUCUUAAACCCGAUGAGCUCUCCGAAGCCAAGCAUCCGAUGGCACUAAGGUUUCUUGAGCUCAGCUCUUGAAAGCUCUCUCCUAUUUUUAUAUCUCUGAUCUUUGCUGCUGUUUGUGGAAGUUUAAUCCUUGUUGCACACAAAAAUUAGGAUUCUGAGGUUUAAUAAACUUUGUAAUGCGCUUCUAUAUAGUAGCUAAACUCAGAAGCUUUUAGUUGCUUCUUUUGUUA